AUGGCAAGCGGGCGCUAUGGGUCCUCGAGGUUCAGCAAUGCGCCCUCGGAAGCAUCAAUAGGCACGACAAACGAAAAGACGACGGCGUCCCAUGUCCCGAUCGCUGCGACAACGACGGUGCAGCAGUAUCCGUACAUGUGGGACACGAAGGACCCCGACCUAGACGACCCACUCCACAACCCUGACCCCGUCCGGGAUGCUGCGCUCGACCGAAGCUGUGCGCCAUUCUCGUCAAGGGGAUGGAUCAAUGCGUCUGCGCUGGUGCUCAUCGUCGCCGGAAUCAUCGUGCUCUUCGCGGGAUACCCUAUUAUCGACCACUACAUCCAUGUGCAGCCGCAGGUCUCGGGCUUCAACCUCGGCGGUAUCAACGCAACCGGGCAGGUGCCUCAGCUGACGAACUUCCCUUCUCUCAUUGAUGCCGACACGGACCAGUCGGCGUACUCGCGGACGGGUAACGAUGGCAAGGCGUACAAGCUCGUGUUCAGCGACGAGUUCGAGCAGGACGGCCGGACGUUCUAUCCCGGCGACGACCCAUUCUGGGAAGCUGUCGACUUCCACUACUGGCCGACUGGUGACAUUGAAUGGUAUGACCCGAAGCAGAUCACCACGGAGAACGGGAAGCUGGUGAUCACCCUGGAGGAAGCGGAGAACCACGACCUCAACUUCCGCAGCGGCAUGCUUCAAACUUGGAACAAGUUCUGCUUCACGACCGGUUACAUCGAGGUGAAGGUCAGCCUCCCCGGCAGUCCUCAGGCGCCGGGUCUGUGGCCAGCGGUGUGGACCAUGGGUAACCUCGGUCGCGCAGGUUACGGCGCUACCACGGAGGGGACAUGGCCGUACAGCUACGAUGCUUGCGAUGUCGGCACGUACCCGAACCAGACCAACAAGGACAAUCAGCCCGAGGCGGCCAUGGUCGGUGGUCCCGGCGGAACUCCGAUCAGCUUCAUGCCCGGCCAGCGGUUGUCCUCUUGCACAUGCCCAGACUCCGACCACCCCGGUCCCAGCGUCGAUGUCGGCCGCGGCACGCCGGAAAUCGAUGUCUUCGAAGCGCAGGUCGACGUCAGCCGCUUCCAGGGCGAGGUCUCGCAGUCGUUCCAGACGGCACCGUACAACUACCAGUACGAGUUCGUGAACACUUCCGACGUCACGCCGAUUGUCGACUCCACGAAGACCAAGUUCAACUCUUACAAGGGCGCGCAGUACCAGCAAGCCGUCUCUGCUGUCACGGACAUCGACAACGCGAACUAUAACGAUGCGGGUUACGCCACCUACGGCUACGAGUGGUGGUCAGAUCCCAAUAACCGUGAUGACGGUUUCGUCACUUGGUACUCGGAGGGGACACCCGCCUGGACGAUGACUGCGGCGACGAUUGGUCCUGAUACGACUACGGAAAUCAGCCAACGACUGGUCCCGGAGGAGCCUAUGUACAUUAUCAUGAACUUGGGCAUGUCUCCCGGAUUCCAGCACCAAGAUUUCAAGCACUUGACGUUCCCGAGCAAGAUGUACGUCGACUACGUGCGCGUAUACCAGCGAGAGGACGCCGGCGACGAGAAGUUGACGUGUGACCCGUCGAGUCAUCCGACAGCGGAGUACAUCACGAAUCAUCUAAACGCGUACUCGAACCCCAAUCUUACGACGUGGGACCAAGCAGGGUACACGUUCCCGCGCAACUCCAAGUACGACGGGUGCUGA
This is a messenger RNA of Trametes versicolor FP-101664 SS1, 1692 nucleotides long. Its product is annotated as glycoside hydrolase family 16 protein. The transcript has 5 exons. The record is from RefSeq and is a predicted model, not a curated record. Lineage: Eukaryota; Fungi; Basidiomycota; Agaricomycetes; Polyporales; Polyporaceae. Gene Ontology annotation, biological process: (1->6)-beta-D-glucan biosynthetic process; fungal-type cell wall organization. Gene Ontology annotation, molecular function: glucosidase activity. Gene Ontology annotation, cellular component: plasma membrane; endoplasmic reticulum membrane. Bases 1 to 1692 code for a protein of 563 amino acids.